Messenger RNA from Orbicella faveolata, 1431 nucleotides. RefSeq names its product bifunctional 3'-5' exonuclease/ATP-dependent helicase WRN-like. Gene Ontology annotation, molecular function: four-way junction helicase activity; ATP binding; nucleic acid binding. NCBI's taxonomy places the organism in Eukaryota, Metazoa, Cnidaria, Anthozoa, Scleractinia, Merulinidae. Gene Ontology annotation, biological process: double-strand break repair via homologous recombination; telomere maintenance; DNA replication. Gene Ontology annotation, cellular component: chromosome; cytoplasm; nucleoplasm. The record is from RefSeq and is a predicted model, not a curated record.
CAACGUUCGUAUCGAAACCAGGUCACCUCUAGCCUUGCUUCAGCUCAAGGGACUGACCACUUGGCACGGAACUGUAAAAUGGGCUAUUGUACGUCAAGUGCAGAUCAGUUAUCUGGAAAUCAGUGGGGACUGGGGAGAAGUGCAUGAUGUUAAAGCAGGAUUAAGCAAGUAGAAUUUAAAUUACAAUUGUUGUGAAUUUAGUUUAUAGCUGGUAGUGUAAGAAUGCCGCUUUCUUUUUCAGAUACCUGCUACCUCUUCCUGAGGUAGCAUCUGCGCCCACUUGGCAUCAGAAUCGUGCCACUCAGAUAGCAAUGCCAGCAGCAACACAACACAAACCAGUUAUUGAUAAAAAAGAGCUUGAACUCCAGGGCUCUCUGUACUCCACCCUUAUGAGGCUUAGAACAGAACUGUCUCACUCACUGGACUGUCCACCUUACAUGAUUGCCACAAACAAGAUUCUACUGGACAUUGCCAAGCACAGACCCACCACUACUGGCAGCCUGUUAAAAGUUGAUGGAGUGUCUGAGAGACAAUGUGAACGAUUUGGAGAGCAACUUGUGAACUGUGUGGCGACUUUCUGCAAGGAAAAUGAGCUCGAUGCAGACAUGUUUAAAGACCAAACUGAUUCGGGGAAUGCCACAGAUACAAAGGUGAUCUUUUCUGUCCUCUGAGUUUGGCUUUCUGUUGUCCCUGGUUGUCUAAUUGGGAUGUUCAGAUUAACAAAUAGAUUCCAUGUUGCCGUGCGUCUGUUGAGUAAUACAUCACAGAAGACGUCAAAAUGUAAGAUGAUCUAUUACUGAACAGACGCACGCCGAUGCAAUUGAACAUGUGAUUAGAGUGGUCGUUCCGUUCAGUUACUCCGUUAAGUCUUCUGGGAUCACGGGACGCGUACAUUUGGUGUUUGCUACAUUUUGAAGUCCUUUGCUAUUAUGUGUGAAGUUAUUUUGCAGUUGUUCCAUUGUCCUAAAAAUAUUGUCUCUAAUCGGCAUCAUGAGAGGUUAAAUGCUUGUAUUGUAAUCAGGCUCUCUUAUUGUCAUGACUGGACUUGCCUGGGAUGUUUGGAAAUCUAUGCCAGCCAGUGACCUUGUCUGUUGUGUUCUUGACAAACUUACGUGACUUUCCAAGCGCCUCUCUCCACACAAAUUUAUAAUGGACAAUGGCAAAUUGAUGGGACAACCCAGACAGAAUGCUGGGAAGUGACCGGGGCGCCUUCCAUAUUAAGCGAAAUACCUAAAAUUUUGUAACAGGGACAAAUGGAAGGGACAUUUCCCAGGAAAGUUUUGUGGAUUUUCCGAAAAGCGAACCAUUCAACCGAAAAUUCCGGAAAUUUCGGGAAGAAAGUCAAAUGGAACGGAAAUUCCCGGUAAGGAAUUUUCGAAAAUUUCGGUUGUUGUCCUCUUAUCCGGAAAUUCCGAAAAAUGCUGUUCCUUU